Messenger RNA from Neurospora tetrasperma FGSC 2508, 1873 nucleotides. RefSeq lists its product as uncharacterized. The record is from RefSeq and is a predicted model, not a curated record. The transcript has 2 exons. Bases 1 to 1773 code for a protein of 590 amino acids. Lineage: Eukaryota; Fungi; Ascomycota; Sordariomycetes; Sordariales; Sordariaceae.
AUGGAGUCGUUCCAGCCCUCGGGCGCUUCCACUCAUCGGCCUCUCCAGGACAGCGAAAUCCGCGUCGUCACACUUCACCCAGCUUCCUGGUACGAUCCUGUCUCUUGCACUCUUGACCACGUCGUCCUCGACGGUCCGCGAGACGACUACAUUGCAAUUUCAUACACCUGGGGUGACCCCACGCAGACUAAAGACAUCGAACUCAACGGUCACUCCUAUCCAGUCACGACCAACCUCCACUUGGCUCUGAGAUAUCUGCGCAACAAAGACAAGCCACGCCGCCUAUGGAUUGACAGCCUCUGUAUCGACCAGCGAGAUGUGGCCGAGCGGAGUGCUCAAAUUCCUCGAAUGAGGGAUGUCUACGCCUUUGCCGCUGAAGUACACAUUUGGCUUGGCGACUAUGGCUCAACGCCUAACAGAUAUACGUUGCAGUACACAUUCGACCGUUGUAUCGCAGAUGCCGCCAAGGACAAGAAAACUUUUCAUGGACCAAAAAGUGAUUCGGUGAUAAACACAUUACUUAAGAGGCCAUGGUUUCAGCGGAUGUGGGUGAUACAAGAGGUGGCUGUCAGGAACUGGAAAGAGGAUGGCGAGAAAGUCACGUUUCUUGUCGGGCACUCGAGCCUGACGUGGUCCAUCCUUGGCUGGGCAUGUCGGGAUAUGGUGCAUCUGCAAUCAAACCCCAAGCAGCUAGUUCCCGGACGGAACUACGAAACAAAUGGAUUUUUGCAGAUUCGGACUGCGUGGGAAGCUCAGCACCGCGUGCGUGAGUCUCCGAUAGAAGGUGUGUCUUAUACAAUGUCGCAGCAGCUGGGCUACCUGCUGUCCCGUUUCGUCAAUUUCAAGGUUACGGACCCAAGAGACCGGAUCUACUCGCUCCUUGGACUGUUGUAUGGUCCAGGGGAGGUCCCAGAUGACCUGGCACCUGAUUAUUCCAAGCCCGUGGAUGAGGUAUUUCAUGCUUAUGCCGCUUGGAUGCUGAGAAGCGGCGCGUGCAUCGAUAUACUGUCACUGAACUCCCGUCAACGGGUGGGACGAAGAUGCCCGUCGUGGGUACCAGACUUCCGAGGCGAAGAGCAUGAAAUCUGGCAAAAUCUUGUGAGCAAUCCGGUCAAGAUUCUCCAUCAUGACAGGGUCCUGGAGAUCGAUACCUUGGCCAUCGGAACGGUACAUACCGCAGGAAAGCGAUGUGACAUACUGGCAAAGAGCAAGACCAAGUCCGACACUUGCAGGCAGUAUUUCCUUGACUGCGAGGUCUGGAUUCAUGAUCACGCUGCAGACCUAAUCGAUGAUUCUCCACGCAAAAAACUCGGUGAUUACUGCGAGAAGUCUUACCAAGCCUUUCCGUCGGGACAUCGCAUGUUUUACGGAAAAGUAUACGAUACUAUGGUUCGGGAUCCUGAGCCAGGGGGAUUAGGCAUGAACAAAAAGAUGCGAAGGAAUCUUCCCUACACCCGUGCAUUCGCCGAUUUCAUCGCAAGCCAGUUCGAUGGAUUCGCGCCCUUCAUAUGUGGCAACGGAAAGUUGGAGUUCUGUGACAGCAAGGUGGAUGUUCCGGAACCUGGAGACGUUCUUUGUUUGCUAAGGGGGUCAUCGAAGCAGUACAUUCUACGACGGGCCCCGCCUGAUUCAUUGGGAAAAUGGAUCAUGGUAGGAACAACAUACAAUGCUGCUUUCAGGAGAGGUAAAAGAUCUGAAGAGGAGGUCAACAUCGCCUACACUGAACUCUGGACAAAGAAUGCGGACAAGAUCUUUAAAGCGCUUAUUUGUUGACCUUGGUGCUCUCACCUUUGCUACCUAGAGCGUGCGCGACUGGAGUCAUUGAGCCAGAGGCAUAGAAGGCACAAACCGUCACCAUAAUACACUACACCUA